AUGGUUUGCUGUGGAGGUUCCUACGUAUCACCUAGAGAAUCACGAGAACCCAUAAGGUAUGACCCAACAUUCAACGGCCCCAUUCACAAUCGCUCCUGUACUGAUAUAUUAUGGCUGAUUGUAUUUGUGCUCUUCCUUGGAGGAUGGGGCUACGUUGGAUAUUACGGUUUGACACGAGGUAGCAUUGAAAAAAUAUUAGCACCAAUCGACUCAAAGGGCCGGCGAUGUGGGCUAGAUUCUGGACUCGAAGAAAAAAAAAUCUUAUGUUUUUCAACAUUGCCAAAUGUCUUUCUCCUGGCACUCCAAUUACUGGUUGUCCGACUACGCAGGUUUGCGUGGAAAAUUGUCCGGACAAUACAAUUAUUUUCGAAAAAGAAUUGA
This is a messenger RNA of Pieris macdunnoughi, 381 nucleotides long. The record is from the annotation of a GenBank genome assembly. NCBI's taxonomy places the organism in Eukaryota, Metazoa, Arthropoda, Insecta, Lepidoptera, Pieridae.